Messenger RNA from Penicillium samsonianum, 1803 nucleotides. Its product is annotated as ankyrin repeat domain-containing protein. NCBI's taxonomy places the organism in Eukaryota, Fungi, Ascomycota, Eurotiomycetes, Eurotiales, Aspergillaceae. Gene Ontology annotation, molecular function: protein binding. Bases 1 to 1803 code for a protein of 600 amino acids. The transcript has 4 exons. The record is from RefSeq and is a predicted model, not a curated record.
AUGCAGAUCGCGCUUCAAUAUCAGCACACAAAAGUCCGCAAGUUUUUCAUCUCGCGGGGUUUUCUGGAUCCAGACCCUCAACAUGGGCACAUUUUUGAGGCGCUGCGGGAAGGAUCACUAUGCAAGCUCCGACAUGCCAUUGAAAAGCUACAAUAUCCUAUUGAUUCUCCAACUCAAUGGAGGGGUGAUUCAUUUUUGACCCCCAUCGGUGGGCGAUGUUUUGCUACCUGUACUCCGGUGUGGGUUGCCGCUCUGAAGGGCCAACUGGACAUCGUCAAGUACCUCGUUAACAACGGUGCUGACACAAGCGCUCAAUCAGAUCUUGUGCCGCCUGUCUUUGCGGCUGCAUCAGCAAAUCAGUGGAAGAUUGUGACCUUCUUGUCAGCAUCAGGCGCGCAUCCAGAUCUUGAGAAAAUUAGCCUUUUGGCGUGGAACUGGCUUGUAGCAUUCAAAAAUAAAUCUACGGCUUUAUUGAUUGAAAAGCUUGAUUUUAACGCUUUCGUAAUCCAUAUUCUCAAUUCAGUCGAUUCCGCUGAUUCAAGAGUUGCCUCCUUCACGGCUAUCAGCCUUGUGGAAUUUGCAAUGAAAAGUGGCAAGAAAGAGUUCAUGACACCGUUGUUUCAAGGGAAUCACUCAUCAACCAUUUGCAAUAGCAUAACUAGUUAUGACCUAUUGGCGAAUCGGCUAUUGGUGGACCUAGUAAGGAACGGCUAUAUCGAAGAAGCCGACUUAAUCGUGGCUUCCAUGGCCAUGCCGCUAUAUGCUGGUCGUUCUCUAAGUACGGGUCCUCUGGCGUGCUUCUAUGAGAGGCUUCGGGAUAUUCUCCAUACGCCAGGUGACGGAUUGGAGACUGCGAACUCUCCGAAUAUUGAACCCAGCUGUUCUCAGGAGCUACCUCAAAGCACUAUCAAGCAGUCGACUGUAUUCAAAGAAUCCUGGAUGAAGUUAAUCAAUGAACAUUCAAUGCGGGAGGGUGCACUGCAAGGAUUUAUCGAUCUAGGCUGUCUUCAAUGCCUGGACAGCAAAGAUGUCAAACGCAUAUUUCAAAUGGUCUGGUUCGGUGUGCUGGACCAGUUUGGCUUGACCCUGCAUUCCCCCUCUGACCCAGACCCAGAGAGACCCUUGAGAACUGCAUGGAGAUAUGGACCAGCUCGAUACUCGACAGGCCCUCAACUCCAGACUCUCUUUGAAUAUGCCCUUUAUGGUUGUCCGCCUGCAAGCUUUCGCUCGCUAGUUGCCAGGCCAGAUGUGGAUCUAGCUCCGACCAAUGAGACUUGUCUAAAGCUCUUUGAGCUAGCCAUAUGCAACUGCAGAACGGAAACAAUUCUUUGGUUCCUCAACAAUGGCUUUCAAGCAGACACAAAAUUUGGGGAGAGCAAAACGCCACCACUUUGUCUGUUGGCUCAAUCGAGGUACAAUGAGACUACUGCGGUGAAUCUACUUCUUGAACGAGGUGCUUCAGUCCACGCAGCAGAUAAAUACAACAGGUCCGCUUUGUUUUAUGCUGCGAUUUACACAAAAACGCGCCUUGUGCGAAGCUUGCUUGCGCGCGGUGCCGACCCCCUCCAAACCUCUUUAGAUAGGGAGAAAAGACAAAAUACUCCACUUGGAAAGGCAGUUUGGCAUGGCAGAGUCGAAAUUGUGGAGAUGUUUUUGGAAGCCUUAAAUGUUCGGCGUGUCAGAGUCGAUUGGCUUAUAACUUAUGUGUUAAAUUCGCGUGGAGGCAACUAUUUGAAGGUUGACAAGGCUUUAAGGCGGACUCAUUGGCGCAUGGUAUACCCUGUUCCAGAGUUAGAAGUGUGA